UGGAACGUGGGCCCCCCGCAUCCUGCACCGCCGCUCGGGGGCGGCCCGCGCGCCGGCGCCCGCCGCCGACGCGCGGCCGGCCGCGCUGGGCCCCGCGGCGGGCGGGCUGGUGCUGGUCGAGGCGCUGGCCGCCACGCUCCUGGACGCGCCCGCGCCGGGCGCCCCGGCGGCGGGCGCGGCGCCCGGCGCGCGCGAGGAGGGGGCCACCACGGUGGCUGCGAACCGGGACCGCUUCGCGCAGAACCAGUCCGCCGUUGCCCGCCAGAUGCUGCUGCGGGCGCUGCCCAUCUUCGUGUGCACCGUGCUGCUGAAGCUGACUAUCGAAGAUGGGCGUCGGAGUCUGGCAAACUGGUGGUCUGGGCCAUCCCACAAUCCUUCUGACACUCACAUCUGUCUGAGCCUUGGGGCACUCCACUGCGUGCUGAAGGCACGGUGGCGGAUCUCUAUCGCAGGCCUCGUGUUCUGCGUGUAG
Molecule: messenger RNA, 472 nt
Organism: Prorocentrum cordatum
Lineage: Eukaryota; Dinophyceae; Prorocentrales; Prorocentraceae
Source: the annotation of a GenBank genome assembly